AUGGCUUCGGACGCUCCAAACACGCUGCUGGACGUGCUGCGCGCGAGCAGCGCUGUAGAUUGCGACACACUCGACGACCAAGUGCCCAAGAGCCUGGGUCCGUUUGUCGACUGCACGUCGAACCAGGCCAUUGCGUAUCAUGAGUUGAUACGGGUCGAGGCCGACGGCAAGACGCCCGUACAUGCGCAGCUUAUCGAGUAUGCCAUUGCCUUUGCCAAAUCGAAGACACAGGCGUACCCGGAGGUUGCGCUGGCCGAGCUGGCCGUCGAGGUCAUGAUGGUCAAGCUGGCCCUUCGAAUCGUUCCCUAUCUCCAGGCCUUUUCCCAUAUCCAGACCAACCCGCAUUACGCACACGACAAGCAGAAAACCGUCGAGAACGGUCAACGCAUUGUGGCCAUCUUUAAAGAACUGGAGCCGGCUUACGACUGUCGAAGAGUGUGUAUUAAAAUCCCUGCUACUUGGGAGGGUAUGCAGGCCUGUCGCGAGUUGGAACAGCAGGGCAUAGCUACGUUAGCAACCACCAUGUUCUGCAUGGAGCAGGCAGCACUCGCCGCCCAUGUCGGCUGCACGUACAUUGCGCCGUACAUCAACGAGCUGCGUGUGCAUUUUGACGAAGGCUACGUCGAUCACCACAAGGCCUUUGACUUCUGCGGCUCCGCUCAGCGGUACUACGGCCAGAUUGGGAGCAAGACCCAAGUCCUGCCAGCCAGUCUCACGUCGAUCCAAGACGUCAUGAAGCUCGCGGGCGCGCAUCAUAUCACGGUGGCUCCCCACCUGUUGACCAAACUGGCAGAGACCCCCGCGAACCCCUGGGAGGGAGAAACUGGCUCUGUGUUCAAGACCAAGCCGGAGGAGGAGUUUGGGAGUUUUGAUGGCAUCGUGGAGGACGAGAGCAGUUGGAGACAGGCGUUCACGCGCAGUCAGGACGGCAAGGCAGAAGGUAAGAUCAUCCAGGCGAUAAGCAUAUUCUGCGAGAAACAGCAGGGUCUGGAGGCAUUGGCUCGUCAAUAG
Messenger RNA from Anthostomella pinea, 1011 nucleotides. The record is from the annotation of a GenBank genome assembly. Lineage: Eukaryota; Fungi; Ascomycota; Sordariomycetes; Xylariales; Xylariaceae.